CGGUGGUGGUGGUGGUGGUGUUGUGCGCAAAAUCUCCAGCGCCGGACGGACGGACGCAGUUUGACGGUACAAACGAGCGGCACUGCGGGGGGAUAUCCGAGAAAAAGCCAUCAGAAGCAGACAUGGAUAUUUAACGAGCAUUUGUAUAUAUAUUUUUUUUAUCUCUUUGUUUUUUUACCCUGUGAUGUUGCUUUUGCCCCGGGGGUGUUAAUUAAACCUGCUCGAUGUCUCUCAUCAGUUUAUAACCGAAACAAAAUGAGGAUUUCUUCUCGCGACUGGUUUCUGUUGAUAUUCUCUGGCUUUUGGGGACUGACAAUGGGAGCUUUCCCGAGCAGCGUUCAGAUCGGCGGGCUGUUCAUCAGAAACACGGAUCAGGAGUACACGGCCUUUCGCUUGGCAAUCUUCCUGCACAACACCAGCCCGAACGCCUCGGAAGCCCCGUUCAACCUGGUGCCUCAUGUGGACAACAUCGAGACGGCCAACAGCUUCGCCGUCACCAACGCCUUUUGCUCCCAGUACUCCCGUGGUGUCUUCGCCAUCUUCGGCCUGUACGACAAGCGCUCGGUCCACACGUUGACAUCCUUCUGCAGCGCCCUGCACAUCUCCCUGAUCACGCCCAGCUUCCCCACCGAGGGCGAGAGCCAGUUCACGCUGCAGCUCCGGCCAUCCAUCCGAGGGGCGCUCCUGUCCCUCCUCGACCACUACGACUGGAACAAGUUCGUCUUCCUGUACGACACCGACCGGGGAUACGCCAUCCUGCAGGCCAUCAUGGAGAAGGCGGGACAGAACAACUGGCAGGUCAGCGCCAUCUGCGUGGAGAACUUCAACGACGCCAACUACCGACGACUGUUGGAGGAUCUGGACCGGAGGCAGGAGAAGAAGUUUGUGAUCGACCUCGAGGCCGAAAGACUGCAGAACAUGCUGGAACAGAUCGUCAGCGUCGGGAAACACGUCAAAGGCUACCAUUACAUCAUGGCCAACCUGGGUUUUAAGGACAUCAACCUGGAGCGCUUCAUGCACGGUGGAGCCAACGUGACGGGCUUCCAGCUGGUCGACUUCAGCAACCCCAUGGUCAUCAAACUGAUGCAGCGCUGGAACAAGCUGGAUCAGAGGGAGUAUCCCGGCUCGGACGCCCCACCCAAGUACACGUCAGCGUUGACAUACGACGGGGUGAUGGUGAUGGCCGAGGCCUUCAGGAACCUGCGCAGGCAGAAGGUGGACAUUUCCAGGCGGGGGAACGCCGGCGACUGUCUCGCAAACCCCGCCGCCCCGUGGAACCAGGGCAUCGACAUGGAGCGCACUCUGAAACAGGUCCGGCUGCAGGGAUUAACAGGUAAUGUCCAGUUUGACCACUAUGGCCGCAGGGUUAACUACACUAUGGACGUGUUUGAGCUGAAGAAUAAUGGACCCAGACGGAUCGGUUACUGGAACGACGCAGACAAACUGGUGCUGAUCCAGGACUCUCCGCUGCUUCCAAAUGACACUUCUGGCAUAGAGAACCGCACAGUUGUAGUUACUACCAUCAUGGAGGGUCCCUAUGUGAUGCUUAAGAAGAACUGGGAGAUGUACGAGGGCAACGACCAGUACGAGGGAUACUGCGUGGACCUGGCCUCGGAGAUCGCCAAACACAUCGGGAUCAAGUACAAGAUCUCCAUCGUUCCCGACGGAAAGUACGGUGCCAGGGACCCAGAGACGAAGAUCUGGAACGGCAUGGUCGGGGAGCUGGUGUACGGGAAAGCGGAAAUCGCUGUGGCCCCUUUGACAAUCACGUUGGUCCGGGAGGAGGUGAUCGAUUUCUCCAAGCCCUUCAUGUCGCUGGGCAUUUCCAUCAUGAUCAAGAAGCCCCAGAAAUCCAAACCGGGGGUGUUCUCCUUCCUGGACCCGUUGGCCUACGAGAUCUGGAUGUGCAUCGUGUUUGCCUAUAUCGGCGUGAGCGUGGUGCUCUUCCUGGUCAGCCGCUUCAGCCCGUACGAAUGGCACACCGAGGAGCCCGAAGAGGGCACCGACGGUCCGCCAAGUGACCAGCCCCCCAAUGAGUUUGGUAUCUUCAACUCCCUCUGGUUCUCCCUGGGCGCUUUCAUGCAGCAGGGCUGUGACAUCUCCCCCAGAUCGUUAUCGGGACGAAUCGUGGGAGGAGUGUGGUGGUUCUUUACUCUCAUCAUCAUCUCGUCCUACACGGCUAACCUGGCUGCCUUCCUCACUGUGGAGAGGAUGGUCUCCCCCAUCGAGAGCGCGGAGGACCUGGCCAAGCAGACCGACAUCGCCUACGGCACUUUGGACUCUGGCUCGACCAAAGAGUUCUUCAGGCGUUCAAAGAUCGCCGUCUACGAGAAGAUGUGGGGAUACAUGAAGUCGGCCGAGCCCACAGUCUUCACCAAGACCACGGCCGAGGGCGUGGCUCGGGUCCGCAAGUCCAAAGGGAAAUACGCCUUCCUCUUGGAGUCCACUAUGAAUGAGUACACAGAGCAGCGCAAGCCGUGCGACACAAUGAAAGUGGGAGGCAACUUGGACUCCAAAGGCUACGGAGUAGCCACACCCAAGGGUUCACAGUUAAGCAUACUCACCCCUCUCACCAAAUAUGUUUUAUCGUUUUCAAGAAGUGCAGUUAACCUGGCAGUGUUAAAACUCAAUGAGCAAGGCCUGUUGGACAAAUUGAAAAACAAGUGGUGGUACGACAAAGGAGAGUGUGGCAGCGGAGGCGGUGGCGAGAAGGACAAGUCGUCCCAGGCCCUCAGCCUGAGCAACGUGGCGGGGGUCUUCUACAUCCUCGUCGGGGGCCUGGGCCUGGCCAUGCUGGUGGCCCUCAUCGAAUUCUGCUACAAGUCACGCAACGAGGCCAAGAGAAUGAAGCUAACAUUUACUGAAGCCAUGAGGAACAAGGCCCGUCUGUCCAUCACGGGCAGCGUUGGGGAGAACGGACGGGUGCUGACGCCCGACUGUCCCAAGGCCGUUCACACCGGGCCUCCCCUCCGCCAGAGCUCCGGCCUCGCCCUGGUCUCCUCUGAGCUCCCGUGAAAACCAAAAACCUCUCAAGUGCCUUAUUCCAAUAACAACAGAAACAAACAUUAAUCGCACCGCCCACGCAACAACCAGAAACUCACCACAAAGAAACAGGAUUCACACACAACGGGUCACCUCCAGUGGGCGAGACGGGACCGCCAGAGGAGCAAACAACAAAUCCCACCGUUGGAGGUUAAGACUUGUUGUGGGCUCGAUGAUUUCACUCUGAAGUUUUUUGUUUUGUUUUUUUACAGUGUGGCCACAUGGAAGCUUUUCUUUUUGAGUCAAAGGGUCAUGGGAAUCCACUGGAGCCGCUCACCCUUUACAACUCCAGUGACGGAAGAGGAACAGCGGGGUAGAAAAUGAAAAAUAUCAUGAUAUAUGAUAAAGAUGAAGACCAGAAAACUGUAAACUUGAAACUCAAAACUGUGCUUUUUUUGUUUUGUUUUUUUUGGAUUGCUGUGAAUUGGCAAAAACUGAACCACAAUCAAGAUUGUUUUCAAACUGAACAGUAUUUGCUACACAGACAUGAAACAGCAUUCAAGAGACAACAAUCUCACUAGAUAUCAACAAGUGACACUGGAGGAAUUGUAGCCCAGUGGCGUGAAGAUGUGACAAAAAAAAAUAUUUGUAUUCAUAAUAACAAAAAUGAAAUCUAUUGAUAUUGAAUAUAUGAGCAAACAUAGAAAGCUGUGAAAAUAAGUAAAUAUGUAUAUUCCAUGAAAAACAAGAUGAAAAAUCUAGCUGUACAUAGGGACGACUGUGUAACAUGCUUGCUUUUUAAACAGAUGUACAUAGCAGAUACUGUAGUGGACAGACAGACAGUUGUUUUUUGUAAAUCAUCUUUAAAGAUUUUAUUCGUCGCAAUAAUGAAAAAGAUGAUGCUGAUGCCACUUGAAGGAGGAGACAUGUGGAAGGCAGUGUUAAAAUUUGUUACAUGUUGAAUACAUAACUGUAUUAUAUAGGAACAUUCAAACUCUUAAAUGUGAAGAGGUAUCAACUGCCCAAAUAUUCUGAUACCUGUUGCAUAACAAAUUAAUAAAUAUAUUCAACAAUGAAUGUUAACUAGCUCCACCCCCAAUCCUUAAACCACAACCCUCACUGUGCAGACCUACACCCAGAGAGUUGCUCACGAGUAGAGCUUUAUAAAUCAAGUUUCUGCAGUCAGAAUAUAACUAUUUUUUUCAUUCUUUGAUCUAUUUUUUGUACUGAGAAAUUAAAAAGAAACUGUCUGUCUCCUGGUUUUAAAUUUCGACAGUCAAGUACUAUCUGGGUAGAUCUUUUAGACCAUUACAUGUGUGGAGACAUGAGUCGAGAGACGACGAUGAUGAUGAUUGGGGGGGGUUGAAAAAUGUUAUUUCUCAUUUCUCACUAUAUGUUUAUUUGAAGUGUCUAUAAUAUUUCCAGUAAGACGUCAAACCUGAGCUGAUGAAGCCACUGUUUGUAUGUUGAACAAUGAGUUAGAGCCCUUCCUUAUUGAAAACACUGUGGAUCCUCCGGGGAGGCUGGACACACUGUAGCAGAAAUGUAUUUGCUCCGGUCUCACUGACAGAAGUGUCCUCUUCAGUGUCUCUUUUGGGAAACAGACGGACAAUCUGCAAUAGGACACAAGACGCCGCAUCUUCAGCAACACCAGCCGACGAUGGUGCUGGUUCAAAUGUAUCGUUUAUUCCCAGUUCUCAUCCAGUUCGUUCCCUCACACGUAGCGGCUGGUCAGGGAAGUCUGCAGCAGAGAAAACCAGCUGAUAUAUUUCAGGUCAUGCUUUUUCGUCCUGCCAUCCGUCUUUAGAGCUGAAGUGUAAUAUGGCGUCUUAUUUUGGUUCAAUUGUACAACUUUAUUUUGAUCUUUUUUAAGUAAAAACAAAUUUCAAAUUGCA
This is a messenger RNA of Seriola aureovittata, 4877 nucleotides long. It is a transcript of the gene gria4b, whose product is annotated as glutamate receptor, ionotropic, AMPA 4b. Lineage: Eukaryota; Metazoa; Chordata; Actinopteri; Carangiformes; Carangidae. Gene Ontology annotation, molecular function: transmitter-gated monoatomic ion channel activity involved in regulation of postsynaptic membrane potential; AMPA glutamate receptor activity. Gene Ontology annotation, cellular component: dendritic spine; postsynaptic membrane; plasma membrane. Gene Ontology annotation, biological process: monoatomic ion transport; synaptic transmission, glutamatergic; modulation of chemical synaptic transmission. The record is from RefSeq and is a predicted model, not a curated record. The transcript is spliced from 16 exons. Bases 256 to 3015 code for a protein of 919 amino acids.